Molecule: messenger RNA, 1485 nt
Organism: Phialemonium atrogriseum
Lineage: Eukaryota; Fungi; Ascomycota; Sordariomycetes; Cephalothecales; Cephalothecaceae
Exons: 3
Coding region: 1-1485 (494 amino acids)
Molecular function (GO): oxidoreductase activity; FAD binding
Source: RefSeq, a predicted model, not a curated record
AUGCGACUCCCAUUCAUUGGCCUAUUGGUUACCUUACUUGCUUCGGUAAACGCUAGCCUCGUCCAGAAGAGAGCUGCUGUAGACGACUGUCUAGUGGCUGCCGGUGUUCCCACAGAUAUUCCAGGUUCCACAGACUGGAAAUACGACGUCGCCCCGUUCAAUCAGCGAUUUAACUACACGCCAGUAGCAAUCGUGGUACCAACGAAUGUGCAGCAUAUACAAUCGGCAGUCUCCUGUGCAGCCAAGGUUGGAGUCAAGGUCAACCCAAAGUCAGGAGGCCACAGCUAUGCGGCAUUCGGGCUAGGAGGGGAAGAUGGGCAUCUCGUGGUUGAACUCGAUCGAAUGAACGAAGUCAAGCUGGAUCCAGAGACCAACAUGUCCACGAUACAGCCCGGUGCUCGGCUUGGGCAUGUGGCUACGUCCUUGUAUGACCAGGGAAAGAGGGCAUUUAGCCACGGAACAUGUCCAGGUGUUGGCCUUGGCGGACACGCUCUUCAUGGCGGCUACGGUUUCAGCUCUCAUACGCAUGGCCUUGCGCUUGACUGGAUACAGUCUGCUACUGUGGUCCUUGCCAACGCCACAGUGGUCAACUGUUCAACUCAAGAGAACGCGGACUUGUUCUGGGCCCUGCGCGGAGCCGGGUCUUCCUUCGGAAUCGUCACUUCCCUCCAGUUCAACACCUUUGAACCGCCGCCUGUCAUGACUGUUUUCACUGCCGAAUUGCCAUGGGGAAACGCAGAGCAAGCAAUGGCAAGUUGGACAGUCCUCCAGAACUGGACACAGAACUCCAUGCCCAGCGAGAUGAAUAUGCGUGUCUUUGGGUCCAGUGUCGGCGCCCAGUUGCAGGGUUUAUAUCACGGAGAACUUUCAGCUCUCAAAACAGCCAUCGAACCAUUGAUGACUCUCCUUAACACAUCCCUCACCGAAGUAGACGAGACGGACUGGAUGGGAGGCUUUACUUCCUAUGCCUACACUGACGACGUUGACUUGAGUCACCCUUACAACGCGCAAGAGACGUUUUUCUCCAAGAGCUUGUUAACCUCAGCGCUUCCGGAAGAGGCUAUGCAGGCGGCAGUUGAUUAUUGGUUGGACAAUGCCCACUCGACAUCCCGGAUAUGGUAUGUCAUCAUUGACAUGUACGGGGGCAAGAAUGCUGCAAUUCCCAAGGUUCCCGGAGAGGAGACUUCCUACGCUCAUCGUGACAAGUUGUACCUCUACGAGUUCUAUGACCGUCAGUUUUUCGGAACCUUUCCCGCCAAUGGCUUUGACUUCCUUAACGGAUGGGUCGACGCCUUCACAACCAAUCUUGACACCACGCAGUGGGGUAUGUACAUCAACUAUGCCGACCCAACGAUGGAUCGAACGGAGGCACAGGAGAAUUAUUGGCGACAGAACCUUCCCAGGUUGCAGCGGAUUAAGGCCGACGUGGACCCCACUGAUAUUUUCUAUUACCCCCAAUCUAUCAAAGGUUCGAAUUUAGCGUAA